AUGGCUGAAAGAGCCAAUAAUUCCCGCCGGGAAGACCAAUCGCCCUCCCCACCCCCUCAGCCACCCAUCGCGCAAACCCCCGGACCCCGCGUCACCCGCCUGCAGGAUAUCUACUCGCAAGCGCUCGCACGCACACUCCGCUCGAAUUCCUAUGCCAAUUUCGCGUCUUGCUUUCCGACGCCGGCGAAGCAUGUCCCCGCUAGUCUGGAGAGUGUAUGGCGCCAGCUCAAUGCGAAGUUAGAGGAAAGCGCGGUGGCCGAGUUUGAUGAUAUUCUGAUCGAAAGAGACGCGAUUUCACAAUUGAACGAGCUGGAUCGAUUAGUUGGGGAGGCGAAAGCCAGAAAGCAAGGGGUCGAGAAUGAGAGGAAAGAGCAUGCUGGGGGAGAUGAUGAGAUGGAAGAAGAUGAGAAAGAGGGCAAUGUGCCACCGCAUACAUUACCACCGGAGGAGCUAUUUAGGGCUCAUUUAACACCGCAGUUGGAGAAGACGAAGGGAGUUCUAGAGGGCAAGAUACAGGUUACCGAGACGCAGAAUGUGGAGUUGGCACAGCGGGUACAGGCCCAGCGGGCUGAGAUUGAGCGCCUGCUAGCCGGCUUGGAGACGGUAGUUGCGGAUGUUGAAGGUGCCGCGGCCGCAGCGACUGAGUAUGGGAGCAGUAAUACCCUUCGGAAGGAGGCUUUACAAAUGGACGAAGAGGUCAAGACAAGCUCGGAUAUAUAA
Aspergillus puulaauensis is the source of this 720-nucleotide messenger RNA. RefSeq names its product PMF1/NNF1 family protein. Gene Ontology annotation, biological process: chromosome segregation. NCBI's taxonomy places the organism in Eukaryota, Fungi, Ascomycota, Eurotiomycetes, Eurotiales, Aspergillaceae. Gene Ontology annotation, cellular component: MIS12/MIND type complex. The transcript is spliced from 2 exons. The coding region runs from base 1 to 720 and encodes 239 amino acids. The record is from RefSeq and is a predicted model, not a curated record.